This is a messenger RNA of Acomys russatus (golden spiny mouse), 2327 nucleotides long. RefSeq names its product transmembrane 9 superfamily member 4 (gene Tm9sf4). The record is from RefSeq and is a predicted model, not a curated record. The coding region runs from base 217 to 2151 and encodes 644 amino acids. The transcript is spliced from 18 exons. Gene Ontology annotation, cellular component: membrane. Gene Ontology annotation, biological process: protein localization to membrane. Lineage: Eukaryota; Metazoa; Chordata; Mammalia; Rodentia; Muridae.
AUAUGGCUCCAGUAGUUACACCGUACUUUCUCUUCACCUAAUCAGAAACCUCCCUGCCAAGACCAGUUUGCCAAGGAGAAAUUAAGUCUCCUUUACCUCUUCACUACUGCAACUACAGAAGCAACUGAAGCAAGGCGACCUCCUUGUGGAGUUACAGUCCGUACCCACGGAAGCACCACUUCCGCUGACGUCAUCACGGCGACACGUGGAUCCAAGAUGGAGGCAGCGGUGCAGGCUUGGUGGCCGAGGCUCCUGCUGCUUCUCUGCCUCACGUGUGAAACAAGCACCUUCUAUGUCCCUGGAGUCGCACCUAUCAACUUCCACCAAAACGACCCAGUGGAGAUCAAGGCUGUGAAGCUUACCAGCUCUAGAACCCAGCUUCCUUAUGAGUACUACUCACUGCCCUUCUGCCAGCCCAGCAAGAUAACCUACAAGGCGGAGAACCUGGGAGAGGUGCUGAGAGGGGACAGGAUUGUCAACACCCCUUUCCAGGUUCUCAUGAACAGUGAAAAGAAGUGUGAAGUUCUGUGCAGCCAAGCCAGCAAGCCAGUGACCCUGACAGUAGAGCAGAGCCGGCUAGUGGCUGAGCGCAUCACAGAGGAGUACUACGUUCACCUUAUUGCUGACAACCUGCCUGUGGCUACCCGGCUGGAACUGUACUCCAGCAACCGUGACACUGAUGACAAGAGGAAAGAAAAAGAUGUACAGUUUGAACAUGGCUACCGACUUGGCUUCACAGAUGUCAAUAAGAUCUACCUGCACAAUCACCUCUCGUUCAUCCUUUAUUACCACCGGGAGGACAUGGAAGAGGAUCAGGAACAUACAUACCGUGUCGUCCGCUUCGAGGUGAUUCCCCAGAGCAUCAGGCUGGAGGACCUCAAAACAGACGAGAAGAGUUCAUGUACUCUACCUGAGGGUGCCAACUCCUCACCCCAAGAAAUUGACCCCACUAAGGAGAAUCAGCUGUACUUCACCUACUCUGUGCACUGGGAGGAAAGUGACAUCAAAUGGGCCUCUCGAUGGGAUACUUACCUAACCAUGAGUGAUGUGCAGAUCCACUGGUUUUCUAUCAUCAACUCUGUCGUGGUAGUCUUCUUCCUGUCAGGCAUCCUCAGCAUGAUUAUUAUCCGGACACUGCGGAAGGACAUCGCCAACUACAACAAGGAGGAUGACAUUGAAGACACUAUGGAGGAGUCUGGGUGGAAGCUUGUGCACGGUGAUGUCUUCAGGCCGCCCCAGUAUCCCAUGAUCCUCAGCUCUUUGCUGGGCUCGGGCAUUCAGCUCUUCUGCAUGAUCCUCAUCGUCAUCUUUGUGGCCAUGCUUGGGAUGUUGUCGCCCUCCAGCCGGGGAGCUCUCAUGACCACUGCCUGCUUCCUCUUCAUGUUCAUGGGGGUGUUUGGUGGAUUUUCUGCUGGCCGUCUCUACCGAACUCUAAAAGGCCAUCGGUGGAAGAAAGGAGCCUUCUGUACGGCGACACUAUACCCUGGUGUGGUUUUUGGCAUCUGCUUUGUGUUGAAUUGCUUCAUCUGGGGAAAGCACUCAUCAGGAGCGGUUCCAUUUCCCACCAUGGUGGCUUUGCUGUGUAUGUGGUUCGGGAUCUCCCUGCCCCUCGUCUACUUGGGCUACUACUUCGGCUUCCGCAAGCAGCCAUAUGACAACCCUGUGCGCACAAACCAGAUUCCCCGGCAGAUCCCUGAACAACGGUGGUACAUGAACCGAUUUGUGGGCAUCCUCAUGGCUGGGAUCCUGCCCUUCGGUGCCAUGUUCAUUGAGCUGUUCUUCAUCUUCAGUGCAAUCUGGGAGAACCAGUUCUACUACCUCUUUGGCUUCCUGUUUCUGGUUUUCAUCAUCCUGGUGGUGUCCUGUUCACAAAUCAGCAUCGUCAUGGUGUACUUCCAGCUGUGUGCAGAGGAUUACCGCUGGUGGUGGAGGAAUUUCCUUGUCUCAGGGGGAUCUGCAUUCUACGUGCUGGUUUACGCCGUCUUUUAUUUUGUUAACAAGCUGGAUAUCGUCGAGUUCAUCCCUUCUCUCCUCUACUUCGGCUACACCACCCUCAUGGUCCUGUCCUUCUGGCUGCUCACAGGAACCAUUGGCUUCUAUGCAGCCUACAUGUUUGUCCGCAAGAUCUAUGCUGCUGUGAAGAUAGACUGAGUGGGUGGACCAACGCCAGGCCCACUCCAUCCUCAGACAGGAAGCCACCCUGCGUGGGGAGCUGCAGGCACACAAAAUAAAAUAACUCCUGCUCAUUUGGAAUGUAACUCCUGGCACAGUGUUCCUAGACCCCCAGGCUGCAUGGGGGGCAGGAGGGCCUGUAGAUAAACCUUGCA